AUGUACCACCUGACUGUGAGCAUUGUCCUGGCGGCAUUCAUCGCCCUGGCCCACUCGGCCGAAGAAGUUAAUGUGGGCGGCUACCUGAGCAAGGCGCAGGAGAACGUCGACCAGCUGUCGGUGCACUGCUUCAAACCCAGCGACGACGACACCAUCUACAAGUACAGCAUUCCUCACCUGAACGAAUCCCAGGGCGUCAUCGACUUCGCCAAGUUCAAGGGCAAGCCGCUGCUGCUGGUCAACGUGGCCACCUUCUGCCAGUCCGCCUCUGAGUACCCGGUGUACAACAAGUUUGUAGAGAAGUACGGCAGCCAGAUUGAGAUUGUCGGCUUUCCCAGCAACCAGUUCUGGAACCAGGAGCCCUCCGCCAACGCCACCGAGAUCUACAACGCCAUCCGCUACGUCCGUCCCGGCAACGGCUUCGUGCCCAAGUUCGCGCUGACGAAGCUGGUGCAGGUGAACGGCGCCGGUGAGAGUCCGAUCUUCUCCUUCUUCAAGCGGUCGUGCCUCUCCACGCGCACCCGCUUCGAGUCGGCGGAGUACCUGCUGUACGCGGAGAAGAACGCCCGUGAUGUGCGCUGGAACUUUGAGAAGUUCCUCCUGAACCACGAAGGCCACGUCUACAAGCGCUUCGACCAGCACUUCAAGCCAGAGGGCCUCAUUCCCGACAUUGAACACCUCAUUGCGGAGGCGAAGAAGGCUAAGAACUAA
Molecule: messenger RNA, 711 nt
Organism: Rhagoletis zephyria (snowberry fruit fly)
Lineage: Eukaryota; Metazoa; Arthropoda; Insecta; Diptera; Tephritidae
Source: RefSeq, a predicted model, not a curated record